Messenger RNA from Colius striatus (speckled mousebird), 2034 nucleotides. RefSeq names its product F2R like thrombin or trypsin receptor 3 (gene F2RL3). Bases 101 to 1375 code for a protein of 424 amino acids. The record is from RefSeq and is a predicted model, not a curated record. Gene Ontology annotation, molecular function: thrombin-activated receptor activity. Lineage: Eukaryota; Metazoa; Chordata; Aves; Coliiformes; Coliidae. The transcript is spliced from 2 exons. Gene Ontology annotation, biological process: positive regulation of Rho protein signal transduction; thrombin-activated receptor signaling pathway; blood coagulation. Gene Ontology annotation, cellular component: membrane.
ACCCCCCUCCCUGUGCUGUGGCUCCCACUGGAGCCUCUGCUCGGACACUGGUGCGUGUGGUGACAGCCCCCCACAGCCCAUCCUGCAGGGAACAAGCCCCAUGCUUCCUGAGUUCAGGGCUGACAAGGAAAUGCGUAAGCAGGGGCAGCAGCAGUGCCCAUCCCACACAGCUCUGAGCACAGCAGGGCACUGCUGGACUCGCAGCACGAUGCAGACCCUGGCGAGGGGGUGGCUGCCACCCUGCCUCGGGCUGUGCUGCGCUCUCUGGGGACUCUGCCUGGCCUCUCCUGACUACGAUGAUUACUCUCAGAACAGCACCAACGAGCAGGUGACGACCCCAGAGCUCGCGCCGUGCCCACGAGCCAUCCCUGGAGAGAAGGCAACGAUAAACAACGUCACGUACCUGCUGCUCCACGAGGCCACACGCCGGCAGCUGGGCAGCGUGGUCACCGUGAGGCUCAUCCCCUGCCUCUACACCCUCGUCUUCCUCGUGGGGUUGCCUUCGAACGGGCUGGCGCUGUGGGUCCUGGCCACCAGGGCUGAGAAGCUGACCUCCACCGUCUUCCUGAUGAACCUGGCUGCAGCAGACCUGCUGCUCGUGUCGGUGCUGCCUUUCAAGAUUUCCUACUACUUUCUGGGGAACAGCUGGCCCUUUGGGGAGGGUCUGUGCCGCCUCACCACCGCCUUUUUCUACGGGAACAUGUACUGCUCGGUGCUGCUGCUCACGGCUGUCAGCGUUGACCGCUAUCUGGCCGUGGUUCACCCCUUCUUUGCCCGUUCUUUCCGCACCCCUGCCCUGGCUGCCGGCGCCUGCGCUGCCAUCUGGCUCUGUGCUGCCACGCUCACCCUGCCCCUGGCCCUGCAGCGCCAGUCCUAUCCCCUGUACGGGGCAGACGUCACGCUGUGCCACGACGUCCUCCCCAGGCACGAGGAUGAUGGCUAUUACUUCUACUACUUCACGUGCCUGAUGGCCUGUGGGUUCCUCACGCCUCUGCUGGUGAUGCUGUUCAGCUACUGCUCGGUGCUGCGAGCCCUCCUGGCCAGUGGGAAGCGAUACUCCUACUCGGUGAAGCUCACGGCUCUUGUGCUGUUCACACUCGUGGCUUUCUACACACCCAGCAACGUUCUCCUCCUGGUUCAUUACUCCAGCUACAACUCAAAGCUGUAUGGCAACCUGUACAUCAGCUACAUGGUGAGCCUGGCCAUCAGCACCUUUAACAGCUGUGCUGAUCCUUUUGUCUACUACUACGUUUCUGAAGACUUCAGGGAGAAGGUGAGAAGAAGAUUCUUCAGCGACAGGAAACAAACCACCACAUCCCUGAAGACCUGCAAGGAGAUGCUCCCUCCGAAAAGCUCCAAAGAUUCACUGGUGUAAGCCUCCAUCCCAGCAACCCCUCCCCAGGGCACUCCAACAGACACAGGGGAUGAGGUGACGACACAGCUGGGAUCACAUUUCAACUGGAGCCAUGAGUCCUGGGAGAUGAGCCCUGUCUCCUGUCUGCAGAGCUAAAAUGGAAUAAACCUGGACCACAGAAGAGGUGUGGAGUCCAGACAAGGUGUGGAGUGCUGAACAUGUGUAGACCUCUUACCAGGACACUGCAUGCAACUACUCAUCUGGUCACCUACGACCAGAGAUGUGCUCACCAACACACUUGGGUCUGGUUUUCCUGAUGCAUCUUGUGUUGCUGUUUGUGUUCUGGUUCUUUUUCUGCUACUGGCUUGCUUGCUGUCCUUGAGCUUAUAUUCCCUUCACCUAAUACUCAACCAGAACAGGCACUUGCAAAAACAGAGUCCUAAAUGUUCCACAAGUACGAGGAGGUACCUCUGUGCAAGGUGCUCUCUUGAACUGCAACACUCUCAAGGUGCUGUAUAGCUCUGGCUUUCACUCCUGGCUUUGCUCAUAAGCAGCACCACAGUAACUUCAGCCCUGUGUUGGUACCAAGGGGCUCAUUCACCUUCACUAAUCCCUGUUUUUGCAAAUGACAUCUGUAAUUUCUUUGGGGAAAAUAUUGUAUUAAUGGAUUUAUUUAAACA